This is a messenger RNA of Polyodon spathula (Mississippi paddlefish), 2134 nucleotides long. RefSeq names its product orexin receptor type 1-like. Bases 439 to 1743 code for a protein of 434 amino acids. Lineage: Eukaryota; Metazoa; Chordata; Actinopteri; Acipenseriformes; Polyodontidae. Gene Ontology annotation, biological process: feeding behavior; G protein-coupled receptor signaling pathway. The transcript is spliced from 7 exons. Gene Ontology annotation, cellular component: membrane. The record is from RefSeq and is a predicted model, not a curated record. Gene Ontology annotation, molecular function: orexin receptor activity.
AGUAUGUUUUACAUUCAUUUUAAACCUGUACAGGAUGACCACUUCUAGUGCACCCUAGUGGUUAUUUUUAUACUGACCCUAUUGCAGAAAUUCCACCUUGAUCAGGUUUGCUCAGAGCCUGCCUCUAAGGUGUGACUUUAUAGCCAUGAGCGCAGAAACAGACCGAUAGCAUUGACUUGCACUAUAUAAAAUAUUAAGAUAUGUGGUGGGUUACAACAAACUAGCCAAUUAAAUGUAUUUUACAUCAGGAUAAUCAAAGUAAGCUGGCAGGAGUCUUCUUGUUUACAUUCCAUACAUGCAUAAGUGCAUGCAUACUUACAUACAUACAUUUGAUACACUUUUACAUGAAGCAAAUGCCUACAAACGUGCCACCAAAAAAGUUUUUGUCUUUCCUUGUUGGCAGGCUCGGGUUCUUGUGAAGCGAGGGGUGCUCAGUGAAUGAUGCCUAGCCCCUGCAUGGACUCGUUCUGGCCCAACAGCAGUGACCCCAGUCCAGGCUCUCCCCUGAACAGUACCUGGGACUUAGGGACCCAUGCAGACUAUGAUGAUGAGUUCCUCCACUACCUGUGGAGGGAGCAUCUCUUCCCCAAGCUGUAUGAGUGGGUCCUCAUCGUGGGCUACAUCAUCGUGUUUGUGGUGGCGCUGGCUGGGAACACCCUAGUGUGCCUCGCGGUGUGGAGGAACCAUCACAUGCGGACCGUGACCAACUACUUCAUCGUGAACCUGUCCCUGGCGGACGUGCUGGUCACUGCCAUCUGUCUCCCGGCCAGUCUGCUGGUGGACAUCACAGAGACCUGGUUCUUCGGACAGACGCUGUGCAAGGUUAUCCCCUACUUGCAGACGGUUUCAGUGUCAGUGUCUGUGCUUACGCUCAGCUUCAUCGCCCUGGAUCGCUGGUACGCAAUCUGCCACCCGUUGAAGUUCAAGAGCACGGCGAAGCGUGCCAGGAACAGCAUCGUCGCCAUCUGGAUCAUCUCCUCCCUCAUGAUGGUGCCGCAGGCUAUCGUCAUGGAGAAGGGCAGCAUGAUCCCUGAGCUGGCCAAUCGGACGAUGCUCUUCUCUGUCUGCGACGAGCACUGGGGCGCUGAGAUCUAUCCCAAGGUGUAUCAUGUGUGUUUCUUCGUGGUCACCUAUCUGGCCCCACUGUGCUUGAUGUUCAUGGCUUAUUUCCUGAUCUUCAGAAAGCUCUGGUGCAGACAGAUCCCAGGCACGACCACAGCCAUGGCCAGGAAGUGGAUUCCUCUGUCACGCCACGCUGCCAGUGCACAGCAGGGCACCCCCUCCUCCUCCUCGCACCGCUCCGUCGCCCUCAGUGCCGAGAUCAAGCAACUUCGCGCCCGCCACAAGACCGCCAAGAUGCUGCUCGUCGUCCUAUUGGUCUUCGCGCUCUGCUACCUGCCAAUCAGCGUUCUGAACAUUCUGAAGAGGGUGUUUAGGAGGUUUGAGAACUCAGAUGACCGGGAGGCUAUCUACGCCUGGUUCACUUUCUCCCACUGGCUGGUUUAUGCCAACAGCGCCGCCAACCCCAUCAUCUACAACUUCCUCAGUGGAAAGUUCCGAGGGGAGUUCAAAGCUGCAUUCUCCUGCUGUUUCAAAGGAUUCGCAUCGUGCCGGCGGAUCAACGUGCAUCACAUGACGCGGAGCACCAGCCAGAAAUCGCUGACCGCCAACAGCAAGUCCUACAACGUUUCCAAAGUGUCUGAGCACGUGAUUCUCACCAGCGUCACCACGGUUCUCAGCUAGCACCUAGGACCCUAGAACACGUGCUUGGAAAUUGAGCUGUUGGAACUGUUCAACGAUGGCUUCAAUUUUGCCUGAAUAGGGAAAUAUUUUUAUGUUGAAGGCGUUGUAACGGGUUGGGUGAAUUUACAAGCAUACUGAAACCACUGAGAAGGAGCUACAGUUCCAGAAAGCUGGCCAAAGCCCUUCCAUACAAACUGCCCUAUAAAACAGUAACUGAAUGCAUUUAGCGCCAUGUCAGUCCAAAACAUUCAGAACGGCAGGGAGAAGACUCAUUCCAGGAAAUGAUUGCCUGCUUUUCCUGAGGGGAGACAAACGUUCGCAAUAGGGUUUAACAUUGAACUCUAACCAACCAGAAACAGCACCUCACUGCCCGGGAUAAAUGUACAGUUAA